Pogoniulus pusillus (Red-fronted tinkerbird) is the source of this 2308-nucleotide messenger RNA. Its product is annotated as general transcription factor IIE subunit 1-like. Gene Ontology annotation, biological process: transcription open complex formation at RNA polymerase II promoter; transcription initiation at RNA polymerase II promoter. The coding region runs from base 165 to 1421 and encodes 418 amino acids. Gene Ontology annotation, cellular component: transcription factor TFIIE complex. The record is from RefSeq and is a predicted model, not a curated record. The transcript has 4 exons. NCBI's taxonomy places the organism in Eukaryota, Metazoa, Chordata, Aves, Piciformes, Lybiidae.
AGGUUAAGUAUUUUGCAUGAAUCUAUUCAGUGACAACUCUAGCAGAAGUGCAGCACCGCAAGUGCUCUGUAUGCUCCUGUGAGCACUAAGAAAGGUUCACUACAGCUCACCUUCCUCCCAUUUGCUGAACAGCACUUCCCCUUCUGACAGUGCUUCAGCCCCUAAUGGAAGAAAAAAGUGUUACAACAGAGGUUCCAGCAGCCCUACAGCACCUGGCCAAAUACAUCGUGCGUGGUUUCUAUGGAGUAGAGUUCUGCCUGGCCUUUGAUGUGCUGAUCCGCUACCGCUGUGUGAAGGAGGAUGACUUGCUGCAGUUGCUCAAGUAUGAACAUAAGCAGCUGCGCACCAUCCUCAACACGCUCAAGGCAGACAAGCUCGUGAAGCUGCGUAUGCGAGUUGAAACAGGGCCCAACGGGAAGAGCACGAGGCACAAUUAUUACUACAUCAACUACAAAGUGCUGGUGGACGUGGUAAAAUACAAACUGGAUCAUAUGCGCCGGAAAAUAGAAGCAGAUGAGCGGGAUUCAACCACCAGGUCCUCUUUUAAAUGUCCAUCAUGCUCCAGCACUUACACAGACCUGGAAGUCAAUCAGCUCUUUGAUGUGUUUACAGAGACUUUCCGCUGCACCUACUGCAACGCUGAAGUAGAAGAAGAUGCCUCGGCGCUUCCCAAGCGCGAUGCUCGAACCUUGCUAGCAAAAUUCAAUGAGCAGAUGGAACCCAUCUUUGUGCUGCUGCGGGAGAUUGAAGACACUAUUCUGACAUAUGACUUGCUGGAACCUCAGCCUGCAGAGAUACCAGAAUUAACACAGAGCUUUGAUCAGGUGGAGUCAAGCAUGCUAGAAUCUUGCAGCCAACUUGAAAAAUUGGCCAACAGAAGUUCCUCUUCUGGCAAUAUGUACACUCAAAACUUCGUUAUUGAUAUCCAAGACUCCGAGCCCAAGAAGAGGAGAAAAGAGAAAGCAACCAAAGAACAACCUGUCUGGAUGUCACAGAGCACCAUAGAAGGAGCAACAACAGCCAGUAACAGUAGCAUUGGAGUAAAGGCUUCUGAAGAAAGUGUUAAAGAAACUCUUACUGGCAAUGAAAUCAUCAAGACUCUUCUGAUGCAUGAAUUCAAGUCAUCAUCAUCAAGCACAGACCAGGCUCCUGUUGUCAAAAGCAAAGUACCUGAACCAGACAGUGAUAGUGAGUCUGAAGAAGAGGCCAAGCAUUCAAGAGCAGGAAUGAAAACAGCAGGCAGCAACUGUGACCAAGAGAAGGAACAGGAAAUGCUGAGUCCUAUUUUAAUGGUAGGUGGUCAGCCUCAUUCAUAUGGUGAAGUCUGUGAAAAUCCAGACCUUGUCUCUCUAAUGACGAAUGAGGAGAGAGAAGCUUACAUAAAAGUAGGGCAAGAAAUGUUCCAGUCAGUCUUUGAAUAAAUACUACUGCAAGAUGUUAAACUGCAUAGAAGGAGCAAAGCCUUCUGAAAUAAACCAGUUAGGCUAAUGGUUUAACAAAUGUCACUCAAAACUUAAAGAGUUAAGUUUUGUUUGAAUUCCUUGCUAUGAAGCAAGGUAGUAAUCUUGUAGCUGGUAACUACAGUUCAAAACACUGUAUUAUAGCAAAAGUAACCCAAAGUUGUUAUGGGUUUUCUGUUGUCUUGCAGCACUCACAAAGCUGAAUCAUUCACUUGUUUUGGAUCACAAACUGCUUUGAGAUAAAAUGGGGAUCUGAUUAAAAUCAAGUUUCAGAAGUAAUACUGUAAUUUAUUUUAAGAAAAUAAUUAUUUCACCCUUCUCCUAGAAGUUGCAGAUGCUUCCAGUGGUGGAAGUUAGUCAAAGCCUGUCCUAGGUUGAGCCUUAUGUGUUUAAGGACCAUGGAGUACAGACAUCCAAGACAUGGUCCAGAAUGGCCAGGAGUAGUCAGGAAUUUGUAACCCUUAGGUAUUUCACUCCCAUAAUUAUCUUACUUUAUUUAGGCUGACAGCAAAGCCAGUUCAUUCUCUUUGUUCUCUCCGCUCUCCUGUCUGUUAACAAUGUGGGGAUAUCAUAGGCCUGUUUGGCCUGACUGAAGGCGACACAAUUCAGACCUGGCGGCUAGAGCUAGCCUACCAAAGGACCGGGGAAGAAAGAGCACUAGGUCUUAUGGAGAACUCCACAUGGGAGAAGAAAAACGGUUCUGGGUUUUUGGUCUGUUUGGAGAAUGUUUGGGCUUGAUGGGAUUCUGUGUGUAUUUCAUAUGCUUCUGCACUGCUUUGCAUGGUAGUUUGUAGUUAGCAGUAGCACCUUCCAUUUAAUCCCUGAAUAUAUUCUGUAUUUCUAUCCAA